This is a messenger RNA of Theileria parva strain Muguga, 1704 nucleotides long. RefSeq names its product tubulin/FtsZ family GTPase domain protein (gene G-TUB). The record is from RefSeq and is a predicted model, not a curated record. Gene Ontology annotation, molecular function: structural constituent of cytoskeleton; GTP binding. Gene Ontology annotation, biological process: mitotic sister chromatid segregation; mitotic cell cycle; cytoplasmic microtubule organization. Gene Ontology annotation, cellular component: cytoplasm; nucleus; gamma-tubulin complex. NCBI's taxonomy places the organism in Eukaryota, Apicomplexa, Aconoidasida, Piroplasmida, Theileriidae. The transcript is spliced from 10 exons. Bases 294 to 1676 code for a protein of 460 amino acids.
UACACAAUAACUAUUCAAUAAAUUUUAUAAUUUAAUUAAUAUUAAUAGAAUUCAGUCACUGUUAUGAUAUUUGUAUAAUUUAGUUAAUGUUAGCUGUUAUUGGAACAUUGUUGACCCACGUCAAUUGCUAAUUAAUUUUUUUUCUGAUUUAUUUUAAUAAUAUUUACACUAAUUUAUUUAAAUAAUAUUUAAUUUUAAAUUUGGUUUGAGUUAUUUUCUUUCAAAAUUUGGAUAUUCCGAAUUAUAUUUGUAUUAUAAUUUGGUUAAAAUGACGUCAUUUUUACCGGGUAAAAAUGACUAAAGAAAUUGUUACGCUUCAAGUUGGACAAUGCGGGAAUAACAUAGCCAACGAAUUCUGGAAUCAAAUCUCACUCGAACAUGGAAUCAACAAAGAUGGAUUUUUAUUGGAUAAAAAGUGUAUUGGGGAUAAUAGAGAUGUAUUCUUCUUCCAAACUGGCACUAAUCGUUACUAUCCCAGAGCUCUCCUAAUAGAUUUAGAACCUCGCGUUAUCUCAUCCAUACUCAAUUCUGAAAAUAAGAAUUUAUUUAAUCCCGAAAAUGUCUUCUUAUCCAAAGAUUCCAUGGGAGCUGGGAAUAAUUGGGGAGUUGGAUAUACGUAUGGAAAUCAGUUAAACGAUGAAUUAUCUGAAAUCGUUGAUCGUGAAGUUGACAACGCUGAUAAUCUCGAAGGAUUCAUACUCUCACACUCUAUCGGCGGUGGAACUGGUAGUGGAUUGGGGAGUUACUUAUUGGAGAUGAUAAAUGAGAAUUACCCGAAGAAGGUGAUAAAAACCUUUUCAGUGUUUCCACAACUUAAAAAGUCAAGUGAUGUUGUAGUACAACCUUACAACACAAUUCUCUCACUUAAAAGAUUAAUUCUCAAUGCUGAUCUUGUCAGCGUUAUUGACAACAAUGUUGUCAAUGACUACAAUUUUGAUAGUUCAACUUCAUUCAACUCAAGAUCCAGUUCAUCGGAUGAUAAUUUGACCUCUAAUUUUAAAGAAAAAUUACAAUACAACAAUAAACUGAUUGGUAAUAUAAUGUCGAGUUUUACUAGUUGUAUAAGAUUUCCUGGACCGAUAAACAAUGAUUUAAUAAGUUUAAUAUCAUCACUUGUGAUCAUUCCGAGAUGUCACUUCCUCAUCUCCUCAAUCAUGUACCAUGAAAACAUGACACUCCUCAAUCUCAUCAAGAAACUUUACUAUCCCAAUAACUUUCUGGUAUACACGAAUACCAAAAAUGGGAAGUAUUUAUCAGCAUUAAAUAUUAUCAGAGGACAUAAAAUUAACCCUUCCGAUGUCUAUAAAUGUGUGGAAAAGAUAAAGGAGAAGCGAUUAGUGGAUUUUAUUAAGUGGAAUCCAUCAACAGUACACAUUAAUUUAACGAAGCAGUCACCUUACAAACAGGAUAAACAAAACGCCAUCCUCAUCGCUAAUCACACCUCCAUCCAUCAAGUUCCAAACUACAGAGUGUUAGAGGAGUGUAUAGUACAAUUUGAUAAACUAUACAGUAGAAGAGCGUUUUUGGAUAAUUACAGGAAGGUGGCGUAUUUUGAGAGUGAGGAUGGUAAGGGGAAUUUCGAGGAAAUGGAGCAUUCCAGAGAAGUCGUCGAACUCGUCAAAGAAGAAUAUCUCAGAUCACAACACGACGAUUAUUACAAUCUCUCUUGUAAAUAACAUUUUUAAUAUCAUUUUUCAUCAUAUU